Molecule: messenger RNA, 665 nt
Organism: Drosophila subpulchrella
Lineage: Eukaryota; Metazoa; Arthropoda; Insecta; Diptera; Drosophilidae
Gene: COX7A
Product: cytochrome c oxidase subunit 7A, mitochondrial
Exons: 3
Coding region: 139-408 (89 amino acids)
Biological process (GO): mitochondrial electron transport, cytochrome c to oxygen; regulation of oxidative phosphorylation; mitochondrial respirasome assembly
Source: RefSeq, a predicted model, not a curated record
GUGCUGGAGAUGUCGACCAUCGAUGUAUCGAUAUAAUAUCGAUGUUCCUCCAGCUGUAGCUGUCAUAUUCGAGACCGAUAUUUUUCGCCCAGAAAACUGUUCACUUUUUGCUAAAUCUUAAAAAUAAACCCAAGCAAGAUGAUGAACCUGUCGAGAGCUGUUGUCCGUAGCUUCGCUACCACCGCCGGCCGCCGGUCCGCCGCCGUGCCCAAGGAGCAGAUCGAGAAGGGAUACUUCGAGAUCCGCAAGGUCCAGGACCACUUCCAGAAGAAGGACGGCAAGCCCGUCUUCCUGAAGGGAUCCGCCGUGGACAACGUGCUCUACCGUCUCACCGUGGCCCUCGCCCUCGUCGGAAUCGGCGGCAUGGGCAAGCUCUUCUACGAUCUGAGUGUUCCCAAGAAGGAGUAAAGUCAGAGUCGGAGUCCCGAUACCUAAGCUAAGCCACUUAUCCCCGCGCAAGAUCCGUGAUUCAGUGUAGUCGCCUUAUAUUUCGAUGUUUUGAUUGUAGAUUUGCCCCCAGAUACCUAGUCAACAUGGAACACCCCAACCCACAACCUGGCUUGUUGUUUUGUGUUAGAAUAGCUAAGAUUUGAUGUGUAAACUGAACAUUCGCAAGAGCAUUUAAAGCGUGGAAAUAUAAGAGAACUGGCUGUAAAGUAACGAGA